Lates calcarifer (barramundi perch) is the source of this 3612-nucleotide messenger RNA. It is a transcript of the gene cacng5a, whose product is annotated as calcium channel, voltage-dependent, gamma subunit 5a. Gene Ontology annotation, biological process: neurotransmitter receptor internalization; calcium ion transport; positive regulation of synaptic transmission, glutamatergic. The coding region runs from base 249 to 1082 and encodes 277 amino acids. NCBI's taxonomy places the organism in Eukaryota, Metazoa, Chordata, Actinopteri, Centropomidae. The transcript is spliced from 6 exons. The record is from RefSeq and is a predicted model, not a curated record. Gene Ontology annotation, molecular function: voltage-gated calcium channel activity; channel regulator activity. Gene Ontology annotation, cellular component: postsynaptic density membrane; AMPA glutamate receptor complex.
CGCCACGCGGUUAGUACUGCCUUGGAUAGUAUAGUGGUGCGCGAGCUACUCAGCCGCGGAUUCCGUCCGCCACACACAGCCUUUAUCGCGCGCCAAACCCGAGACAACACGGACUGACUGAACGAGGAGAGAAAAGAGAGGAGAGAGAAUAGAGGAAGAGGGAAAACAGUGUUUUCCUCGACGAGUCUUCUUCGCGAAGCUCCCCUUUCUGCCGGCGGCGCCCCCCCCCCUGCUGUCGAGGCUGUGGUAUGAGCCUAUGUGGCAGGAAGGCGCUGACGUUGCUGAGCAGCGUGUUCGCUGUUUGCGGCCUGGGCCUGUUGGGGAUCGCUGUGAGCACCGACUACUGGCUCUACCUGGAGGAGGGCGUCAUCCUUCCCCUCAACCAGAGCACCGAGAUACGCAUGUCCCUCCACUCUGGCCUCUGGAGGGUUUGCUUCCUGGCUGGGGAGGAGAAAGGGCGGUGUUUUACCAUAGAGUACGUGAUGCCCACUAAUGUCCAGAUGACCUCUGAGUCCACUGUUAGCGUCCUCAAGAUGAUCCGUUCUGCCACACCUUUCCCCCUGGUCAGCCUUUUCUUCAUGUUCAUCGGUUUUGUACUCAGUAACAUCGGCCACAUCCGACCACAUCGCACCAUCCUGGCCUUUGUUUCUGGAAUCUUCUUCAUCCUGUCAGGCCUGUCUCUGGUUGUUGGUCUCGUCUUGUACAUCUCCAACAUCAAUGAUGAAAUGUUGAACAGGACCAAAACUAAUGAGGCCUAUUUCAGUUACAAGUACGGCUGGUCAUUCGCCUUUGCUGCCAUCUCCUUCCUGCUCACCGAGACGGCAGGUGUCAUGUCGGUGUAUCUGUUCAUGAAGCGAUACACAGCAGAGGAAAUGUAUCGGCCCCAUCAGGGCUUCUACCGGCCUCGCCUCAGCAACUGCUCCGAUUACUCCGGCCAGUUCCUCCACCCAGACGCCUGGGCCGGGCGGGGCCGCAGCCCCUCCUCCAUCUCCUCUGAGGCGUCCCUCCAGAUGAACUCCUCCAACUACCCUGCCCUCCUCAAGUGUCCAGAGUAUGAACAAAUGUCCUCCUCACCUUGCUGAGGCAGAGGAUGAGUGGUUGUGUUAGCACCAUAGGCAUCACUUUGAUCUGCCUGGAUUUUGGCAUAAAAUUGUCCAAUAAUUUGAUAUUAUCCAGCUUGAAUCACUACAAGUCCCUUGUUCAAAUGUUCUGACUAUGACCUGAUUCUCUCUACCCUCCCUACUGCUGAUUUUUUUUAGUUACACCUUUUGGUUCUGUGGGGAGUAAAACUUAAGUUAAAGGUUAGCCAGUUCACUUUAUUCUCAGCUAACCUGUCUCAUUCCAGGGAGAGCUGUUAGAAGAUGAAAGAGGAAAGAGUUUGACAAGAUUGUACUUUUAUCUGCUUUUCCUCUCUAGCUUUUUAGUGAUGGGUGACUGGCAACCCGCUGAACUGAUCGAGGUAGGGUGAGGUCAUCUAAGAGGAGUAACUUGUGUAGCUUCAGCCUGCAGUGAGCAAGUCCACCCUCUGCCUGUAGUACUGCCACAAUCCUGAUAGCUAUCUGACAGGAUUACACACUGCACAUCUGCAGACAUGGAGAGUUUAGAAUAGGAAUUAGAACUGAAUAGGCAACUAUGUGCAAUGGAGUCUGCACAUUUUUAAAACCAAACACUAUAGUAGGUUCUUUUAGCCAGAAAGCAAAAGAUAAUCAGUGAAACCACCUUGGUGUAGAGGACACUUUAUAAAUCCUAGAAGUCGUUCUGGACAGAAUGUUUCUUCAGUUUGAUCAUAAGAUCAUUGCUCAAACUGUGCAGACCUCUGAUUUAUAAAGGUUAAAAUUAAAUUGUUAAAGCUCCUUUUGUCUACAAAUUGCAUAUGUGCAGCAUAUGAGCUGUUUGAGCUCACAUCCUCAGUUAUCACUAUUCAAAUGCAGCACGCUGCACUUUGUUCAGAACAUGAUUUGCUGUUGUAACAUACAGUAGGCAUUCUCAUGCACAUCACAGUUUCAGAUGUGUUCAUGUGUAAUCAGGAGCUAAAGCUCUGCUUGAAUUUUCAAUGUUCAAGUGUAGAGCUUGUGAUACACAUGAUGAAUGUGAAUUUACCACUCAAAUAGAUCAUUUUAAUUGACAUGAAAUUUUAUAAACAAAUAAGUGUUUGACUGGGGUUGACUUGGGGUUGCUGGGAGAGUUGGGUUUAUAACAGAUGGUAUUUAACCUUUCACGUGAACCUCACUUUUUUUCUCAACUGUCAGCAGUUUAAGUAUUGACGCCAAAAGAAAGGUUUGUAUUAUAGGCUGCUAGUCCAGAUAUGUGACAUACAUUCUAUUAAAUCUGAAUAUGCUAAUGGUUAUAUAAACUUUUGAGUGUAUUAUUGUAUAAUCUUGUAAAGGAAACAGACAAAACAAAAAUAAUGCUUUAUCUGCUCCCAUAACCUGUCAUUAAUAACAACAGAGGACUGUUUUACAUCAGUGUUUCAAACAGUACAGAUGUAAACAAAGCUUAUAUGUUUACGGAGAAUCUAUGAUUCCUGUGUGCAGUGGUCCUCUUAGUUGGUUAUGUAAUUAAAUACAAACCAAACCAAUUUUUUUUAAAAAGAAAACAAGCAGUAUAGGGACAGCAUUGCUUGUGCUUAUUGGAAUCAUAAGUUUAAAUAAGAAGAAAAGGCCAAAGGGAAGAAGAUGGAGUUUUUAAGGGUUGUAAUUUUGAUGGGGAAUGUGAAUGAGUCAGGUUAUAUGAAAGAUUAUUUUGAUACGGAGCCAUUGUGAAUGUAAGAUGUACUAAGGAAAACACAAAUGAGAAUAAAAUACCUCUCCUACAGAGAUAUAUUUACCCAAAUUAUAGAUGGAUAUUUUUGUAAUUUCCCCUUCCCCUUAUAAUGAUAAUAUAAUAUUCGUAAAUGUUUGACCCACAAAUAUACUGCAAUCCCUAGUGUGCCAAGGAAAAAGUUGUAUCUGGGUUAAGUGGCAAAGUAUUGAAUAUAUACAUUUCAUGCAGCGUUAAGUGUGAGUAAACAUAUGACAGCAAAACAUUUUGUCUUGUGCAAUAAUUUUAUGUUAGUUUGAUAUAUUACUAAAAUUAUAAUUACUGUCAGUAUUUAAUGUUGCAUGGUGUGAAUUCCACAUAUUAUUAAUGGCAUGCAACAUUUCAUCACUGGGUCAUGGUAUUCCACCUGCAGAACGUGUAAACAAAACAUAGACUCAUUAGAAAACUAAUAAACACAAACUGUGCCAAGCUUAACUCACUCUCUUAAGCACUGUUCUGAUAUAUAGACCAGUUACAUUUUGUUUAUUUUAAACAUUGUAAAUAUGAACUCAUCAUCAGUGUGUAUAUAGACUCAUUUUUGUAUAGAUGGCAGUAUAUGUAAAAAAUGGUCGUUCUGUAGGGUAGAUUGAUCUGCAGUAUAUGUGACAGCUGCUUCGCCUCCUGCAUCACAUUGAGAAUGUGAGCUUUUGCAUAAUGUUAUACUUAAAUAAAUGUAAAGUAUUCAGAUGGUGUCAUUGUCAGACAUGAAAUGUCAAUAUCUGUGUAUUUUUACAGAGUCAUUUUCAUGAUGUUAAAUGUGCAAUGGAAUAUGUAUACUCAAAGAAAUAAAGUUUGAUGGGAUUUGAUAAACAA